This is a messenger RNA of Fusarium fujikuroi IMI 58289, 951 nucleotides long. Its product is annotated as related to nitrogen metabolic regulation protein nmr. The record is from RefSeq and is a predicted model, not a curated record. The transcript has a single exon. Bases 1 to 951 code for a protein of 316 amino acids. NCBI's taxonomy places the organism in Eukaryota, Fungi, Ascomycota, Sordariomycetes, Hypocreales, Nectriaceae.
AUGGUUAGACAAGUCACAGUUAUCGGUGCCACAGGUAUUCAGGGCGGGUCUGUCAUUAGAGCCCUAAUGAAAGACAAUGCAUUCUCCCUUACGGCUGUCACUCGCAACAGUCAAAGUGAAGCAGCCAAGAAACUCGCGUCACAGGGUGUUCGAGUUGUUGAGGCCAAUCUCGAUGAUGUUGCUACACUUGAGGCAGCUUUUUCUGGAACAUCAGUUAUUUUCGCCGCGACUAAUUUCUUUGAGCCGUUCAUGAUAUACGACACAGAACAGGCCAUCGAGAUUGAAACGAGACAAGGAUUCAACAUUGCCAAAGCCGCAGCUGCGAUACCGACACUAGAGCACUUUAUCUGGUCGACUCUACCCAACACACACCGGAUUAGUGGCGGCAAGUUCGCAGUGCCUCACUAUGUAAGCAAGAACAGGGUCAAUGACUUUAUCAAGUCGGACCCAGCGCUGCUACGAAAGACAACAUUUCUCUGGGUCGCUGUCUAUGCUUCCAAUAUGAAUUACCCGUUCUAUCGUCCCUUUCCUAUUGCGACAGCUGGCGAGAAGAAGUUCAUCCAGCUCCAACCAACUCCAGCAUCGGUGCAAUUCCCACUUGUGGGUGAUGCAAUGCUGAAUGUGGGCCUCUUCACGCGAGCAAUCAUGGACAAAUCCGAAAAGACGCUUGGCGGUAAAUUUGUUUAUGCGAUGACCGACAUCAUGACCGCCGGAGACAUGCUUGCCACGUGGGCAGCAGUGCAUGGUGUCGAGGCGGAAUAUGUGCAGGUGGACAAGGAAACCUACUACAGCUUGUGGCCUAAAUGGGGCAAAGCAAUGGACAGGAUGCAUGAAUACCUCGAGUGGGCUAAGGAGAAGAGUUUCUCGGAUGAAGAAGUGAUACUGACCAAGGAAGACCUGGAAAUCACUGGGUUAAAAGAUACGCGGGCUGCUUUUGCCGAGAUGGAAUAG